Molecule: messenger RNA, 3756 nt
Organism: Drosophila persimilis
Lineage: Eukaryota; Metazoa; Arthropoda; Insecta; Diptera; Drosophilidae
Gene: Pgant7
Product: N-acetylgalactosaminyltransferase 7
Exons: 3
Coding region: 418-2193 (591 amino acids)
Cellular component (GO): Golgi apparatus
Source: RefSeq, a predicted model, not a curated record
CCGCUGUAUUGUUGCAUUAUUGCACUUAUAAAAGUUUGUCACAGGAACGCGGCUGACAGAGCAGUUCGGCAUUCAAAAACUAUAGAGCUGGCAAAGCGAUCGACAUCUCACUGCAAUUAGAAUACGCCAUCGGCCAUUUAGUAAUUCUUUCGAGCCGCUAAGCUCACUUGUCAUUGUCGGCGCACAGGUAAAUCACGCACACCAUCAGCAGUCAAUAGAAGCAGCAGCAGCGGCCAUUUGAAAAAAAAUUCUGUGGGCCGCAUCGCGAGGCGUUAACUUACUCUAAUCACGGUCCGGCUUCGGCUUCUUGGUGGCUUUUAUUGCUCUUACAUUGGUGGUCGUGUGGCCGCGCUUAGACACGUCAACAGAAUCGCCGAGGGGCGUGGAGAGAGCCAAGCGCUGAGAACUGGUACAAAGAUGCGUGUUAGCCACAUUCGCAGCGGCCGCGUCUGCCGAGUGGCCCUGUGCCUGCUGGUCAUCUUACCGCUGCUCUACCUCUUGGCCAACUGGAGCGACCACCACAAGCGCGUUGAGGAGGCCUAUCACUCUCGUUUCGGCGGCCCCAAGUUCAGUCACCAACGGCUGGAGGGACGGCCCCGCGAAGUACCCAAGCUAAUCGAAGGGCUUGGUAACUUCGAGCCGAAAGAUCUGAAGCCACGUAGCGGACCCGGGGAGAACGGGGAGGCCCAUAGCCUGUCGCCGGACAAAAAGAACGUUGCGGAUGACUCCGAAAUGGAGUAUGGGAUGAACAUCGCCUGCUCCAAUGAUAUUUCCAUGCAUCGGUCAGUGCGCGACACGCGCCUCGAAGAGUGCAAGCACUGGGACUACCCAUACGACCUGCCACGUACCAGCGUCAUUAUCGUCUUCCACAACGAAGGCUUCUCGGUGCUGAUGCGCACUGUUCACUCGGUGAUUGACCGCUCGCCCAAGCACAUGCUUCACGAGAUUAUCCUCGUGGACGACUACUCGGACAAGGAGGAUCUGCGCAGCCACCUGGACGAGUACUCGAAGCAGUUCAAUGGCCUGGUGAAAAUCAUACGCAAUAAGGAGCGCGAGGGCCUCAUCCGGACGCGAUCCCGUGGAGCCAUGGAGGCGACAGGUGAGGUUAUUGUGUUCCUCGAUGCCCACUGCGAGGUGAACCUCAACUGGCUUCCACCGCUGCUGGCACCCAUCUACCGUGACCGCACUGUGAUGACUGUGCCCAUCAUCGACGGCAUCGACCACAAGAACUUCGAGUACCGGCCCGUUUACGGGACGGACAACCACUUCCGCGGCAUCUUCGAGUGGGGCAUGCUGUACAAGGAGAACGAGGUGCCUCGCCGCGAGCAGCGACGACGAACUCACAACUCGGAGCCGUACCGAAGUCCGACGCAUGCCGGUGGGCUGUUUGCCAUUAACCGCGAGUACUUCCUGGAGCUGGGCGCCUACGAUCCCGGCCUGCUGGUGUGGGGUGGCGAGAACUUUGAGCUUAGCUUUAAGAUCUGGCAGUGCGGUGGCAGCAUCGAGUGGGUGCCGUGCUCGCGCGUCGGCCACGUCUAUCGUGGCUUCAUGCCAUACAACUUCGGCAAGCUGGCCAGCAAGAAGAAGGGACCGCUGAUCACUAUCAACUACAAACGUGUGAUUGAGACGUGGUUCGACGAUACGCACAAGGAGUACUUCUAUACGCGCGAGCCGCUGGCUCGCUACCUGGACAUGGGGGACAUCACCGAGCAGUUGGCUCUGAAGAAGCGCCUCGGCUGCAAAUCCUUCCAGUGGUUCAUGGACCACAUCGCCUACGACGUCUAUGACAAGUUCCCCGGCCUGCCGGCCAACCUCCACUGGGGCGAGCUGCGCUCGGUGGCCUCAGACGGCUGCCUUGACUCCAUGGGACACCAGCCGCCGGCCAUCAUGGGGCUCACCUACUGCCACGGAGGCGGCAACAAUCAGCUCGUGCGCUUGAACGCCGCCGGCCAAUUGGGCGUCGGUGAGCGCUGCGUCGAAGCGGAUCGCCAAGGCAUUAAGCUGGCCGUCUGCCGUCUGGGUACCGUCGACGGACCCUGGCAAUACAACGACCACACCAAGCAUCUCAUGCACCGCGUCCAUAAGAAGUGCAUGGCCCUGCACCCCACCACGCAGCAGCUCACGCUGGGACACUGCGAUGUUAACGACAGCUAUCAGCAAUGGUGGUUCAAGGAGAUACGUCCGCGCUGGUAAGACGACAGUCCCACGGAGAAGCUUGAGGAGGAGGAGCAGAGGGAGGCGUACGAAAAUGGAGGAGUACGCAACGGAGGAGAGAAUGCAAAAUCUCAAUAGGGUUUCACCAAGGCCGUGCGCGUGAGAGCCGUCGAGGGGGAAGGGACGAGCCAGAUUUUAGACAAAAGCAAUUUAGUGAAAAUGAGAAAUGGAAUUGUUGUUGGUUUUUUAGCGCAUAUACAUACAGAUAUACACACAGAGACAGACAUUUUUGAAACGCACUGUUAUGGCAGGAGGCACAUGACGUAGGCAUCCUGUCGGCAGGGGGCCUCGGGCUCGACCAAGGCAUCAAAUGCCAUGGGAUAUUAGGGAGACGCACUUUAAGACACAUUUCAAUGAUAUUACUUGUACACGAAAUUUGGAAAACGAUAUUCAUGAUUUCAAAUCAAAUUGUGAUGGGAUGGGGGGAGGGGGGAGUAGGGCAGUGGUGUAGUCCCGGAUAACAUUGUGUGUUGCCUGGAAAUUGUACAAGAUAUUCUUCGAGCAUUGUAAUUCACAUAUAACCAUGUUUAAAAUCCGUCUUAUAAAUAAUGUUACUCGUGAAACAUUCAAUAUUCAUAGUCAGUUAUAAUAGGAAUAGGGAUAGCCAUCCCAAUGCCAAGUAUUGUUUAGGAUCUUCAAGAUCACCUUUAUGACUAAAUGUUAGAAUAGCAAUAUUCAAAAUUUAGAUUCGAAAUUUACGAAAUGAUACAAAAGUACGAUACAUGAAUAAUGAGGAAAGAGGCAGUGAAUGUGAGGCUAUUCCGAAAGAAAUGAAAAGCUUGCCAGGAUAUUUUAGAUACGAGUAUAUCAAUCGAGAAAUCUCAAUAUUUGUCAUUGCCAUUUUCAAUCAAUCAAUCAACAACAACAAUCAGGACCCAGGGCCUCUAUGCUAUAGGGAUGGCCAUGCCCAUGUCCCCCCUGUCAUGCUUUACUAGUGCGCCUGAGUGAGAGUGAGAGAGUGCGAUAGAUGGAAAUGAAAGCGAGGGAGAUGGCGAUUGAGGGAGGAAGUCGUUGUGCAAUAGAGAUUCAAGAUAGAAUAUGACAGCGGGUCGCAGAUUUUUUUGUUUGCCUAUGAUUGCCAACCCUGCACACAAAACAAAACAAAACAAAACGAAAAUCGAUGUAAAUGUGCUUAGUCGUAUAUGCUUUACUAUUACUGUAAUUCUGAUUCAGUUACUUAUAUGAGUACUACUUUCCAAGUUUCGAUGAUGAUGAUGCUAUCACAUUCCAGUCCAGGCGUCCAGUCCAGUAUCCAAUCAAGUCCCCAGCUACGGAACCACCAGAGAUAAAGAAAAAGCUUUCAUUUAACCAUCGUUUUUUUCGUUCUCGGUUAUACUCUUUGUACUAAGCAAUCGUAGUUGUAAUCCGUAAAUCCGAAUCCGAUCAACCUAUCGACUGGCCAACAUCUAACGGUACUGCUUAUAGUGUACGAUUUUUUAAAACAAUAUUUUACAUUGAAAUGUAACUAGAGCUAUCGAAUAAGUCUGAAUAAUAGCAUAGAAAUAAACACGUUUUUAAACACUUUAUCUUGUAAAGCCCAUA